Molecule: messenger RNA, 3438 nt
Organism: Pseudoliparis swirei
Lineage: Eukaryota; Metazoa; Chordata; Actinopteri; Perciformes; Liparidae
Gene: heatr3
Product: HEAT repeat containing 3
Exons: 15
Coding region: 199-2406 (735 amino acids)
Biological process (GO): ribosomal large subunit biogenesis; protein import into nucleus
Source: RefSeq, a predicted model, not a curated record
UUACGUUAGUGUCGUUGCGUCCCGGUGGUUUUACGACAGCUCUCGUUUCUGGUACAAGAACCACUUUACGGCAGAACGCUUGUCCACAUGGCCUGCUCUUAAACGGGAGCUGAGCGUGUGUUCGUCCCGAGUGAACCCGUCUGGAAGAACACGGCUAAGAACCACGUUGCGUGCGCACUUUGCACUUUCAGGGCUGAAAUGGGUAAAAGUAAAACGACGAAGUUCAAGCGGCCGCAGUUCAGCGCGGCCGGGUUACCGGCCCGAGAGGCCGAGGAGGAGCAGCCCGCGGAGGAGAGCUGCCCGGCGGCGGAGCUGCUGGAGAAACUGCAGAGUCCCAGUGCCGACGUGAGAGAGUUUGCCUGCGCCAGCAUCUCCCGGGUGGUGCAGCAGAGUCAGACCAUCCCGGUGUUCCUCCAGAGGGACGCGGUGCGGCGCCUCGGGCCCAUGCUGCUGGACAACAGCCUGGCGGUCAGGGAGACCGCCGCAGGGGCGCUCAGGAACCUGAGUGUGUGUGGCGGUCAGGAGGCGUGUGAGGACAUGGUGAAGCACGACGUCAUGACUCCUCUGACGGCGCUGCUGAGAGAGAGCUGUGCUGGGUUCGAGGGCGCCGCGGUGGCGAUGAAGGACCAGAAGAAUCCGGUGGAGGACGUCGCCAACGAGGCCGUGAACCUGCUGUGGAACCUCUGUGAGAGCAGCAGUCAGUCUCUGUCCGUGUUCAACAAGGCGGGUCUUCUGGAUUUGGUGGUUCAGUGUUUGGAGAGACACCCGCACAACGUGGAGCUGGCCACCUCCGCAGCCCACUGCCUGCACACGGUGACGGAGGACAACCCCGAGCUGCUGUGCGGCGUGACGGCGGCGCUGCUCGGCGCGCUGGAGGCCGUGCUGCUGACCCCGCAGGGCGACAUGGCGCACACGCUCCUCCGGACGCUGGCUGCAGGCACGCUGUGGAACAUGAAGGGCAGUCUGCCCGCGGCCCGCCAGGCCCAGACCCUCGGCGCCGUGGUGGCCACCUUGUCUCGGUGCCUGGACCUGGACCCCGGGACCCUGAUCCCUGAACUCAGACGGGCAGAAGAGCUCCGGCUCAGCAGCUCGCCGCCGGCCGCGGCCGACGGGGACGACCUGCAGGCGGCAGGAGAGCUCGCUGUGGCGGAGAUGGAGGAGGAGGAGGAGGAGGAGGAGGCGCCCAAACGCAACAGGAAUGGAAAGAAGGCGAAGGUCGACAACGACUUCUCUGACCUGCUGCCUCGGGACAAGGAGGAGCUGAAGGAGGCGGCCUCCUUGCUGACGGCCCAGCAGACGUCCCUGGAGAUCAUCGUCAACAUGUGCUGCUCUGACGACCCUUCGGACGACGAGUGGGAGGAGGAGUCGAGCAGCGACGACAGCGAGCUGUGUGCGGAGGGCGUGUCCGGCCUCCUGUCUCCUCUGUGUCUGUCGGCCGAGGUUCACGAGGCCCUCAUCCACCACGGCGUCCCCCAACAGGUCCUGAAGAAGACGGAGUUCCCCAGGAAGGAGGCGCUGGACGUGUGCCAGCAGGUUCCCUCCUGGAGAGGCCUGCUGAAGAAGGUGCAGCGGGUUCAGUCCCGGGCGUUGACGUGCCUCCACAGCAUCCUCUCCACCAUGGAGGCUGAGGCUCUGGGCGGAGCGGCCGCCCUGCAGGCCACAGCGCAGCAUCUCUCCACGCUGGUGUUUGGAGCAGCAGAGAUACCCAAAGACGAGGAGUUCCUGGAGGCCGUCGUCAGCGCCAUGCGGUCCCUCCUCCAGAUGAUCGCCUCCCAGAACAUCCCCCAGGUACACAGCUCCUCCCAGAACAUCCCCCAGGUACGCAGCUCCUCCCAGAACAUCCCCCAGGUACGCAGCUCCUCCCAGAACAUCCCCCAGGUACGCAGCUCCUCCCAGAACAUCCCCCAGGUACGCAGCUCCUCCCAGAACACCCCCCAGGUACGCAGCUCCUCCCAGAACAUCCCCCAGUGCAUGACCCCCCUGCAGCUCAUGAGUCUGAGUGACGCUGCGACUCGCUGUGACGUCGUCAGCGUGAGAGUCAACGCCGUCGCCAUCUUGGGCAUCACAGGCAGCACGCUGGCCAAAGAGAAGGGGACGGCCCCCACCCUCCAGAUGAUCGGGAACGCUUUGCUUCGAGUCGCCAGCGAGGACGCCCACCUGGUGGUGAGCGGCGAGGCGCUGGACGCCCUGCUGGACGUGUUCGCCGACGGAGACGAGGCGGAGGCGGCGUGCCGCCACAUCGGGCUGCUGCAGGCGCUGAAGGCCCUGCAGCCGGCGUUCAAGGCCAAGAUCCGUAAAGAAGGACGAGGCCGGUGCAGCGGCCAGCAGCUGUGUGUGCUGGACAACAUCAGAGUCAACCUGAGGAGGUUCAUCGGCUACCUGGAGAAGCUGGAGAAGAAGAACUAGAGGAGGGCGGAGCCUCGACCGGGUCACUUAUUUAUUUCAUCUGGUGGUUUAACUUUUGUUUUUGCUCGAUUUUCAAAGUUUGUGUUCUCUAAAUAAUGAUUUUGUGUUCUUGAGGACGUGAAGUUUUAUUUGUUGUAGAGAGUCAGAUAUUAAUUACUGCCAGUGGCAGGAAAAUGUCUUUUUUUACUCACUUAAUUGAUCGAUAUGCUUAAUUUACCCCAAAUGGUUGUUAGACUUGGAUUUGCAUAAUUCAGCAGCUUCAGAUACGAUCCGUUCUCUCAACUCGGCCCAACGUGGAUGUUUGAGUUCUACUUGCUGAGGUGGAGCGGUAGUACCUCACCGGCCCUUUAGGAGGACUGGAUGGAAAAGACAAGAUUCCUCUUCAUGGAUUUUGAAUAAUGGAAUCAUAAGAAAUCGCCUUAACUUACUUUAGUGUCAGGAACCUUCCCUGCCGUGGUUGUGAUAAGACUUAAAUAUAUUAGGACAGACAUAUUUGCCUUAAUAAAUAUGCACAUAUUCUUUACCCCUCUACUUCCCACCGGCUGCAUUAAUUGUGGUGACUUGCGGUGUUUUACUUCUGCAAGUCACGCAGACACUUCUACUUUCUACUGAAAGUAUUCUAGUUGGAAAAUAGAGUUUGACUUACACUAAUAAUUGAGAUUACUUUUCUACAACGGUGCAGGUUUGAAAUGUGUAAAUCCAGGAUAGUGAGGAUUCCUCUGUAGUGUAUCAUGCUUUGAGUGGAACAAGUCAACAAGCGCUAUAUAAGUUUGUAUUAUUAACUUAUCGGCAGUAAGUUGUACAGAUGAACGAUGACUCGCACCCACACGCGCCAUUUAAUUUAAAUGAAAAUGUCUAAAUAAACUGAGAUCGUGUGUUGCAAGAGGCAGGCGGCGUCUCUGGGUUCCCACGACUGUUCAGGUGAAUGUGGAUCACAUCGCAUGGAAUUAAGAACAAUUCCAAGAUUUAAGGGAGAUUAUGUGCUGUGAAUAAAGGCCUUCUAAAAAAAUAAAUACAGAUUUUUUCCCAGGA